GGUCAUUUCUGAACAUUACAACUCAAAAAGCUCCCAUAUGUUUGCCGCUCUUUUCAUCUAACAGGUGCCAUCAUCGCUCACUCUCCAUUUUACCAUUUCUUCUUCAACUCCAGCAUUAAGUUAAGGGCGAAGAGCGCUGAUGGUGGAAGUAUGGUGGUCGAUAUUGGGGGCAGCUAUUCCAGCAGUAGUUGCAGGGCAAGCAUACAGAAUGAGGAGAAGGCAUUCUGAGGAGCAGAAAAUAAAGACUGCUAGGGGAAGGGAGAAGAAUCCAGAUGACAUUUUUGUUUGUGAGAGGGUCUGCACAUCAAAGAGAAUGUUGAAAAAGGUGGGCUCUUUCUCGAAAGACCCGAUUCCCGAUACUUGCGUGACUGUCUGUGGAGUAUCUGAGCUCGAUGCCUGCACAGAUGCCUGUGCUCGCACCGUUUGUGUGAACCAGCAUCAAGUACCAAACUGGAAUGACGUUUGUCUUAGGAGAUGCCAGAGCGAAUGUCUCAGGCUUUCUGCUUCGCGUUCAUCUUAGUGAAAUGAUAUGAUGCCUAAAUGAUGCAGUUUUUCCAUUCAUACGAUGUAUUGCAUUUUGGGUUGUGAACAUUGGCUAGGGAACUUUUGGCUUUCUGGAGAUGAAAUGAAAAUGUUUUUCUCAAUUUACACAAGUUUCUUUGUUA
This is a messenger RNA of Momordica charantia (bitter melon), 665 nucleotides long. RefSeq names its product thionin-like protein. The record is from RefSeq and is a predicted model, not a curated record. Lineage: Eukaryota; Viridiplantae; Streptophyta; Magnoliopsida; Cucurbitales; Cucurbitaceae.